Asparagus officinalis (garden asparagus) is the source of this 712-nucleotide messenger RNA. RefSeq names its product 2-oxoglutarate-dependent dioxygenase DAO-like. Gene Ontology annotation, biological process: auxin catabolic process. The record is from RefSeq and is a predicted model, not a curated record. Gene Ontology annotation, molecular function: dioxygenase activity; indole-3-acetaldehyde oxidase activity. NCBI's taxonomy places the organism in Eukaryota, Viridiplantae, Streptophyta, Magnoliopsida, Asparagales, Asparagaceae. The annotation marks the transcript as partial. The transcript has 2 exons.
CAACGAAUCGUGAAUUUUGUUCGCUGGACGAUCUUCAGAGAAACAAUCAGGGCCUACGCCUCGGAGCUCCACGGGCUUCUGGUGCGGAUAGCGAGCAAGGUCGCGGAGAGCUUGGGCUUGGUCGGCUACUCGUUCGAAGACUGGCCCAGUCAGUUCAGGAUCAACAGGUACAACUUCACCGAGGAAACCGUUGGUUCUUCCGGCGUCCAGAUGCACACGGAUUCAGGGUUCCUCACCGUUCUCCAAGAAGAUGAAUCCGUCGGCGGGCUCGAAGUGAUGACCGAGUCAGGUUCGUUCGUGGCUGUCGAUCCGGUUCCUGGGUCCUUUCUUGUCAACCUCGGGGAUGUUGCGAAGGCCUGGAGCAAUGGUAGACUACAUAAUGUGAAGCACAGAGUCCAGUGCAAGAAAGCCGUAUGGAGAUUUUCUAUAGCAUUGUUCCUGCUAGCACCAAAGGAUGAUAUAGUUGAGCCUCCACCAACACUCGCGGAUUCUGAACACCCAAGACUCUACAAAACCUUCACCUACGACGAGUAUCGAAAGCUGCGUUUAUCGUCAGGAUCACGUGCUGGUGAAGCCCUCUCCCUUUUAGCUCAAAAUGCUACUAAUGUUGAAGCCUAAUAUGUAUGUGAAGGAUUUUACUGGAAAAAAGUUAGAGAGAUGUAACUGAUUAAGACAUCUAUGGAUUGAUAAUAAGAGCUGAGUAGUUUGGCUA